UUUGAGCGUUUGAAGCGUUUAAGUCGCAUAUAUUGUUGUGUUGCUUUCGGCAGUAAUCGUGUACCUAGUUUGUGCUCUACAUUUGAUUUGRAGCAAAUAUUACAGAAAUUUAUAUUCUGUACAAAGUGUCCUGUUGUUUAAAAAUAUAUCCUGAAAAGUGAUUUUCUAAAAAACAAAACAUUCAUAACAAUUUUAAUUUGUAAAAARAAAAAUAAUUUUGUAAAAGCAAUUGAAAGCAAGUGUGAAAUAUUGAAACAAAAAAAUGCCACCAACUGGUCUAAUAGCUGUAAAUAGCGAGGAUUGCAAGCGCUGCAAUGAAGACUACGAGGAGGAGUAUGAAUUUCACGCUAGUGUUUGUGUUUGGACCAGAUAUUCCGAUGGCACAGUAAAGCUGCGUAAUUCGAACAUUGAACUGAUGGAUCAAGAUAUUCUCUACCAUCUUGCUUUGGGCAGUGAAAGUCAUGAUUUGCACGAAAUGUUCGGUGAUGUUAAAUUUGUUUGCAUGGGCGGAACACCAAAGCGUAUGGAAAACUUUGCACAUUUCAUUAUGGGUGAAAUUGGUUAUAAAUUACCCGCCGGUACAAAAUUGGAAGACAUCAGCGCCUAUUCAUAUCGCUACUCAAUGUACAAAGUAGGUCCAGUGCUUUGUGUUAGUCACGGCAUGGGAACACCCUCUGUCAGCAUAUUGUUGCACGAAUUGAUCAAACUCAUGUAUCACGCCAAGUGUCAAGACCCCAUAUUUAUACGUAUUGGCACUUGUGGUGGUGUUGGAGUUGAGGGGGGUACUGUUAUCAUCACCGAAGAAGCGCUCGAUAGCCAUAUGCGGAAUGCGCACGAAUUUACAAUUUUGGGCAAAACUGUUUUGAGACCUGCCAAAUUAGAUAAGAAACUGGCACGUGAGCUGAAAGCGCUUGCCAGUGAGGAUGAUCCUUAUGACACGAUUAUCGGCAAAACUCUCUGUACAAAUGACUUCUAUGAAGGUCAAGGUCGUUUGGAUGGCGCAUUCUGCGAAUUCACCGAAACCGAUAAAAUGGAGUAUUUGGAGAUGUUGAGCAGCAAAGGUGUGGUCAACAUCGAAAUGGAGAGCACCAUAUUCGCUGCACUUACAUAUCAUGCUGGCAUUAAGGCGGCAGUCGUAUGCGUUGCGCUAUUAAAUCGUCUAAAUGGUGAUCAAGUAAACGCACCCAAAGAGGUAAUGCACGAAUGGCAGAAUCGGCCKCAAACGCUCAUUUCGCGUUACAUAUGCAAAACGUUGGCGCAGAAAGGCCAACUKAAGUCACUCUCCCGAGGCUCAAUAAAGUCACCACGACGCUUCAAGCUGGUGCAACAAGAGUCGCAGGCGCAUGAAUAAGCCCAGGAAAUGUUUUAUAGCUACAUGAACGAAUAUAAAUACUUACAUACCUACAUACUACAUAUAUUGAUGAAGAUCAUUUGUUGCCAGUUAACUUGCCAGUCACAAUGAGUGGUUCAACGCAACGCACGCAUUAGAUACUACAUAUAUACCAUACAUACCCACAUAUAAACAUACACAAUAUUAAGAUUGAAASAAAAUACAAUUAAUUGCAUAUAGAUGUAUUUAUAAAUAUGUUAACAAGUAAAUUUAAUAAUAACAAAAACAAAAAUGUUAAAAGACACUCCAUACGCAACAUUCCAAAAAACAAAAAGAGAAAAAAGAAAACGAAGCGUUAAAAGACCAAAAACUAAUUGUUAGCCAGUGUUGCACAUGCAUUUUUUUUAAGAAUAUAACAUACAAUGAAACACAGCAAUUUAUUGUAGAAAAAUCAAUUUGCUGAAACGUUUAAGACAUCGGUAUUUAUAUA
Messenger RNA from Bactrocera latifrons, 1820 nucleotides. Its product is annotated as uridine phosphorylase 1. Bases 263 to 1351 code for a protein of 362 amino acids. Gene Ontology annotation, molecular function: uridine phosphorylase activity. Gene Ontology annotation, cellular component: cytosol; cytoplasm. The record is from RefSeq and is a predicted model, not a curated record. Gene Ontology annotation, biological process: uridine catabolic process; nucleotide catabolic process. The transcript is spliced from 6 exons. Lineage: Eukaryota; Metazoa; Arthropoda; Insecta; Diptera; Tephritidae.